CCUAACCUGCUGCAAGGAUUUCUGUUUCUUCAUCUCCCUCAACCUGAUCUAACAUUUUCUACCUCACCACUGCUCAUUUUCUCAGAAUCACCAAAUCCUAUUGGACAGUGAAUGUGGGGUAGCCCUUUCCUGCUGGAUAGCAAAGUGCUCGAACAUAAAGUAUUAUUUGUUUAUUAACUACACUGCAGCAAAAGUGAAAGAAAAUUGAUGAGAGCAUGCAAGAACAAAGGGCACAGUCAAGUUCGACAACACAGUUGUCCGGGCAGGGGAUUUCCAGCUCAACUGUUUGCAUAUAAGCUGGAUGCAAGGUCCGUUUGCUCAGUCUCUUCUUUCUGCUCCUUUGAUUGCAGGAAUGGCUCCCAAUGCUUCCACCCUUGCUGUGAAUGUCUAUUGUGAGACACAGGAAUUAAUGACAUUCGAGGCCAACAGACAUGACAGAGUACGGAAGAUCAAUGAACACGUGAGAUCUAAGAUCAAGAUUCCUGUGCAGGAACAGGUCCUUCUGCUGGGCUCCAAGACUCUAGAUCCACAGAGAAAGCUAUCAUCCUAUGGCAUUGACAAGGAGAAGACCAUCCACCUCACUCUGAAGGUGGUGAAGCCCAGUGAUGAGGAGCUGCCCUUGUUUCUAGUGGAUUCAAGAGACCACGGGCAGAGGCAUCUCCUGCAAGUGCGAAGAUCCAACUCAGUGGUCCAGGUGAAAGAAAUGAUCAAGAUCCUGACUGGUGCAGCCCCUAAAAUCCCGAAUGUGACUUGCAAUGGAAAAAAACUGGAGGAUGGGAAGAUCAUGGCAGAUUACAAUAUUAAAAAAGGCACUUUACUCUUCAUGACAGGUUACUGUAUUGGGGGGUGACCACCUUGGGGAUGGGGUGAUAGUAGGAGUAGCAGAGCUUAUUUUCUUUCGAUUUACUCAGUAGCCACAUCUUCUGAUGUCUUCCCAAAAUGAAUGAGACUCAAAUAGAUUAAGAUUUGGGUGAGGUGGGUAGGAUGAAGGAAAAUUUCCAACUCUAUAAUUCUUUGGUCCUAACAUAGCUGAUUAAAUGGCAGGCUCUCGGCCUUUUGGCUAAGAUCAAGUGUGUGAAAGGGCAGGAUCAUUUAUAAUGUAUUAUUGAGGAUAGGAAGUAAAUUUUUAAUGUACACUUGAAAUAGCAUUCAAAGCUAACUUUUUGAAACUCAAUCCUUUCUGAUUUAUAGAAAACUCCUAUUUUUUUCCUCUGUAACAAGAUAGUAAGUUUUAAAUUGGGUUCCAUGUUGUAUUAAUUUCUGUGUUUCUAUAUUAAACCCAGUGCUUCAUCUAUAAUAUCACUCAAUUAUUGCUGAACCAAAUUGACUUUCUCCUUAUAGAGAAUAGUAAAAUGACAUGUGAAGAAGUAAAUUAAUUACUCUGAUGAUAAUUAUCAUUAAUAAAUAAUUC
Oryctolagus cuniculus (rabbit) is the source of this 1411-nucleotide messenger RNA. RefSeq names its product ubiquitin like modifier D (gene UBD). Gene Ontology annotation, molecular function: proteasome binding; protein binding. Gene Ontology annotation, biological process: positive regulation of canonical NF-kappaB signal transduction; ubiquitin-dependent protein catabolic process; response to type II interferon. Gene Ontology annotation, cellular component: nucleus. The record is from RefSeq and is a predicted model, not a curated record. Lineage: Eukaryota; Metazoa; Chordata; Mammalia; Lagomorpha; Leporidae.